Molecule: messenger RNA, 720 nt
Organism: Spinacia oleracea (spinach)
Lineage: Eukaryota; Viridiplantae; Streptophyta; Magnoliopsida; Caryophyllales; Amaranthaceae
Product: fatty acid desaturase 4, chloroplastic
Source: RefSeq, a predicted model, not a curated record
CCCCCUCACACUAGGCCCGAUGAUCCAGAGUUAAAAUCCACAUGGGAGCAUCGAGCUUGGUUAGCUAGUGGGUGCACUACUUUGCUAGUUUCUCUAGCCAAGUCCAUAGUUGCCUCAACGGAUUCUCAUAUUUGGGCCGAGCCCAUCUUAGCUGGGCUAGUCGGGUAUGCAUUGGCUGAUCUCGAGUCUGGAGUCUACCAUUGGGGGAUUGACAACUAUGGGGAUGCAACAACCCCAUUAUUUGGGGGACAAAUUGAUGCUUUCCAAGGGCACCACAAAUGGCCAUGGACCAUAACAAAACGCCAAUUUGCUAACAUUAACCUCCAUGCAUUAGCCCGGGUAAUAACCUUCACGGUACUACCCAUUAACCUCGUCCUCAACGACCCGACCCUACUAGCGUUUGUCGGAUCGUUCUCGGGUUGCAUCAUGUUUAGCCAACAAUUUCAUGCAUGGUCUCACUCAACAAAGAGCAAUCCAAUAGUAGUAACGUUACAAGAUUUAGGGGUGUUAGUGUCGCGGUUCGAACAUGCUGCCCAUCAGCAUGCUCCUUACAAUGGUAACUAUUGCAUAGUAAGUGGAAUUUGGAAUCAAAUUUUAGAUCAAAAUAAGGUUUUUGAAGCACUUGAAAUGGUCUUAUUUUUUCAAUUAGGACUUAGGCCAAGGUCUUGGAGUGAACCUAGCUUGGAAUGGAUUGAGGAGAGUUCUUCCUUGCCUCAAUAA